This is a messenger RNA of Abrus precatorius (Indian licorice), 636 nucleotides long. RefSeq lists its product as uncharacterized. The transcript has a single exon. Bases 1 to 636 code for a protein of 211 amino acids. The record is from RefSeq and is a predicted model, not a curated record. NCBI's taxonomy places the organism in Eukaryota, Viridiplantae, Streptophyta, Magnoliopsida, Fabales, Fabaceae.
AUGAAACAUAAUCCAAUAGAAUCACAAGUUUCCAAAGGCAAUUCCGAUUCUCCUACCUACCCAGAACCAGAAAUUCUGGCUACUAAAGGUCGAGGCCUCAAAAUUUGCUUGAUCGUUUCUUUUCUUUUUUUUAUCAUUAUUGCCACCGUGCUAGUGACCUUGUAUUUUACCAUAUUUAAACCCAAGAACCCAGAUAUAUUUGUCCACCCAGUAGACCUUGAUAACUUUCAGUUAUUAUCACCCAAUUCAACUAAUGCACCUCUAGGCAUGGUAAUCACAAUAGUGAACCCAAAUUACGGAAGUUUCAGCUACAGUAAUUCCACUGGUUAUGUAAAAUAUCGUGACACCAUUAUAGCUGAAGUUCCCUUGGUGUCAAAUUCAGUCCCUGCACGUAGCACUGUGAAUGUGAGCACUUCUGCUGGUGUUAUGACUGGAAAAUUGUUAGGUAAUGUUGAUUUUUUGUCAGAUAUUGAAGAUAUGGUCUUCAAUUUGACAUCAAUGGCCACAUUGCCUGGGAAAGCGAGUGUGCUCAAUAUUUUCAAGUUGAAGGCCACGGUUUAUAUCUCAUGUGACAUGUCUUUCAACAUAAGUGCUAUUGAGGCUGAUUCCAGCUGCACAUCAAAAAUCGACCUAUGA